GCCGCCGACUCGAAGCGCGAGCAGUUCCGGAGGUACUUGGAGAAGUCAGGGGUGCUGGACACGCUGACCAAGGUGUUGGUAGCCUUGUAUGAAGAACCAGAGAAACCUAAUAGCGCUUUGGAUUUUUUAAAGCAUCACUUAGGAGCUGCUACCCCAGAAAAUCCAGAAAUAGAGCUGCUUCGCCUAGAAUUGGCAGAAAUGAAAGAGAAAUAUGAAGCCAUUGUAGAAGAAAAUAAAAAACUGAAAGCAAAGCUUGCUCAGUACGAACCACCUCAGGAGGAGAAGCGUGCUGAAUAGGAUCCUUCUCAGUUGAGAAGACACUGAAAAAUGGUUUUGUAUGACUUGAAUAGUUUGUAUAGUGUAUAAUCUUUUCUGAGCAGAUGCUAUAGACCUCUUUUAAUAUGUUAAAUUCACCUAUCACACUUCAGCUGUUAUAAACACAAAUACUUAGAAUCACCAAUAAAAACUGAAUGUAAUUUUCUUUGGGUCUUAAAGCAGGAGAAUCCAAAGUAAAUCUUGGGGGGAAAAAAAUCUCAAACACAGCUAUCUAAUUCAUGACCUUGAAAGACAUUCUGUUGACUAGUCUGAUUAGAAAUAAUGGUACUGGUUGUCUUUUCACCAGGGAAGUUCAGCAUGGAGCUGUUCCUUGCUUUGGUUCAGGAUAUGUGCACAGGGACAGUCAUUCUUUAAAAUGAAGAUGGCUCUGUUUUUUAUAUCCCUUGUAGGCAGCCAGAGAGAUCUGUGUGACAUAAGAUGCUUUUGCACGGUGUAUCUUCUGCUCUUGUUUAUAUAAUAUGGAACAAAUAACUCUUCUUUGCCACCACUUUGCCUUAGAUAACGGUGCGUGUGGAGUCUGAGCUCUGACGCCACCUUUUCCUUCUAUGCAAUCAUGCCCUAUCUGAUGUUGCCUUGCUUUGUUCUGGGCUUCAGUGGGUUCUAGCUGCACACUGGCCUUGCCGAGUUCUUCUUUUUCUUUUCUUUCUUUUUUUUUAAAGAUCUAACUAAUUAAUUUAUCACUAGAGAGAGACGAGAAUGAGAGAGAGACACAGGGAAAGUGAGAAAGCAAGCCACCAGGUUUGGGACUUGAACUGUGGUCGAUCAUGUGGGAGUCCAGCAUCUUAACCACCACACUAUCUGCUGGCCCCUUUGCUGAAUUUUUCAAUUUGCUUAAUAACAGCACUUAGCCUGAUUUAACUCACAUAACCUGACACAAGAUCACACUGUUCUCUUGCCUUACUUAGUUGCUUAGUUAAGCACAGAACAGGCAAUCUAAGAUUCUGGGUUCAUGCACAAGCUGGGAAGUAAAGGGGAAUGAGCCAUAUAUCAUAGAAAAUGGUAGUUUAUGGGUAUAAUUAUUAUAUAUAGUGCUUUAUUCCCGCCAAGUAUUUUUCUAGCCUUGAAUUAAUUUUUAUCUUCAUUAUCCCUGGGAAGUAGGUAGGGCAAAUAAGAGGGGAAGUUGGAUGCUGAAUUUUGAGGCCAAAGACUGAUCUUAACACACAUUAUUUACUAACUGUAGAACCUUGGCACAUGAGUCAACUGCUCUGAGAUUCACGUUCCUCAUCUGUGAAAUGAGACUGUCUGCUGCCUACCUCACAGGGUUGUUGUGAGGGUCAAAUGAGCAUGUAUGUGAAAGAUCUGUACAUGGUAAAGCAUGAUAUUCUCGUUUGUUAGUCUUUUUCCAUUCUUUUGGAAGAUCUGCAGUCAAUGUUUUAUUUUACCGGUCACUUACUUUUCUCAUUGAUAGACAUUUUAAAGGAGUGUCCUUGGUUCACCUGUUCUGUCCCUAUCAUUAGAGAACCCGUGUCAAUUUUUUGAUCAAAACACACAGAAAACAAAAUGAUCCAAUGAAAGCUGGUUAAACUAGCAAAAGCCUGGCACCUGCUGGAGGCUGUGACUAAGCCAACUAACUGCAAGGGCAUUUUAGUCACGUUGGCAGGGGUGUGGCAUAGUUUGUGCCUCUUC
This is a messenger RNA of Tupaia belangeri chinensis (Chinese tree shrew), 1962 nucleotides long. RefSeq names its product MYC binding protein (gene MYCBP). Gene Ontology annotation, biological process: regulation of DNA-templated transcription. Lineage: Eukaryota; Metazoa; Chordata; Mammalia; Scandentia; Tupaiidae. Gene Ontology annotation, cellular component: nucleus. Gene Ontology annotation, molecular function: transcription coactivator activity. The record is from RefSeq and is a predicted model, not a curated record.